UUGUUAAUUAGAGACAGACGAAUGAAGCCAAUAAAUAAAGUGAAAGCAAAGCGGUUUUAGAACGGUCCCGGAAAAUCCAGAGCCAUCGGAAUAGAGCGAAGGAGGAGAGGGGAAGCGGAAGGGGCGAGAGUAGGCAGAUACUGCAGGCAUCCCCAUGCGCUGUCUCACUCUUUCAGACGCCAUUGUCUAUGUAUGAGUGCAACGGUGUGCGCGGCUGUCGCUUGGAACUCCCCCUCUUGCGUCGACUUAGAGCGGCAGUGCGCGCUUGGUACUCUUGGCAGCAGCAGUGCAGUCACUUCUUGUUUAGCAGGUGGAGAGCAUAUCUGCUGUGUGUGAAAGUGAGAGAGAUAGGUAGUCAGUCACUGGCAUCGGGCGCGCGCGCUAUAGUGCCGCGGUACGGUCGUGCGAAGCACACUACUGCAGACCAAGAGGCGAGUUGAGCGUUUCGGUCGUACAGACGGCGUCGUCGUCCAGGUUACAUUGAAUACGUACUAUUCGCUUGGAAGUUGUCACAAGCGGCACCACUACGGCGGCACUCGUGCACGAGCGCCAGGCGGGCCUGCAGCAGCCGGACAAGAAGCAGCGGGGCCGCCAAGCAGCGCCAGGCAACAAUACCAGCAGCAACACCAGCUCGAGCGGCGGCAGGAUGGUACUCGCCGAGAAGAACUCUGAAAACGUGAGGAAUGGGCGCAGGUCCCAGGGCCCCAGUCCCAACGGACAAACCGAGUCCUCCGAAGACGACGAGUUACCAGCGGAAAAAAUCCGUGUUGGGAGAGAUUAUCAGGUUAUUGUUCCUGAGCUGGUUCCUGUAAAUGAUCGUAAACUGGACUCGUGUCCUGAGAAAGCAUUGCUUGUCUGGUCACCAACAAAUGAUAUUUCAGAUCAAAACUUGGAUGAGUACAUCAUAUUGGCUAAGGAAAAAUAUGGCUACAAUGGAGAACAAGCAUUGGGAAUGCUAUUCUGGCAUAAACAUAAUUUGGAAAGAGCUAUCCUUGAUCUUGCAAAUUUUACACCUUUCCCCGAUGAAUGGACCGUCGAAGACAAGGUUCUUUUUGAACAAGCUUUUCAGUUUCAUGGGAAAAGUUUUCACAGAAUACGACAAAUGCUUCCUGAUAAAACUAUUGCUAGCCUUGUUAAAUACUACUAUAGUUGGAAGAAAUCUCGCUCUAAAACUUCACUCAUGGACAGGCAAGCAAGAAAGUUGACAAGUGGCAAAGAAGGAGAAAAUGGAAGCGAAAAUGGAAGUGAACUAGCUUCAAACUCAGAGACCGAAUCUGAGGAAAAAAAAUGGACGAUCCACCGCGGAAUUCGUCGUGGAAAGAACCAGGGUUCGCCAGGCGACGACGCCAGGGCUUCGUCCGACUCGGAAAACUUUCCUCAGGUUCAGGGCUCGUGUAGCAACUGCGGCGUUGCUUGUCAUAGCGUGCGUGCUACGCCGAAGGGACACACGUGUUAUAGCUGCUACCUGCAUUGGAGGCGCACGGGGGUAACCCGACCGCUGAGCUCGAUGCCGGGGCGUUCGAACAAGCGCAAGCCUCCACGCGGACUGGUCGUCAAUCACGACGACCUGGCCGCAUUGGCCGGACAGCCCGGCCCGGCCAACCAGAUCCUGCAAGCUAUUGACACUGAAAUCGUUAGUCUCAAGCGACAAAUUCAGACGAAUAAGCAGCAAGUGAGCGCACUCAAGCGCAAGACAACUGACGGCAUCGAUGAGUUGCGACCAAGUGAGAAUGUCAAUCGUAUAUCGUCGCGCUGGACUAACGACGAGCUGAUGCUGGCAGUACAAGGAGUACGCAAGUACGGCAAAGACUUCUCGGCCAUCGCCGAGGUGAUCGGUACCAAGACCGAGGUGCAUCUGCGCUCUUUCUUCAUUAAUUACCGGCGAAGGUACAAUCUCGACAUUGUAUUGAAAGAGUACGAGGCGGAAAACGGCCCGAUACCUAUGGACGACGAUAAGGACGACAAAAUGGAGGUCGACCCACCAACAAACUCGGAAACAGCUGAAGCUUCACAAAAAACAAAACCGACAGCCACAAGUACAAAUCAAACGUCGGCCAAAUAACACACGAGUAUUCUUAAUGUGGCGAAACGUAUUAAGCAAAAUUAGUUUAAUUAUUCUUCAAGCUACAUCGUGAGGCUCUAUCGUCAGGAUACGCACAUUUUAUAUUGAAAUGGCCGUUACGUUUGUUUGUCUAUCCUGCAUCCAGAUAGCACAGAAAUUUUGCAAGCUUCCAAAUCUAAGAUUUUUAAAGUAUAUCAAAAUUAUAAGUAUUUCAUCUAAAUUUCACAAUGUAAACGUGCGUGAGUGCCAUGCCUUAGACUUCAUUAGAUUGGCUUGAAAAAUGUAGGAUUUUUUUACACAUUUUUGUUUUUUUACCUGAGAUUGUUAACAAUCGAAAAAGUUGAGAUUUACAAGUGUUCUAAAUAUGAGUAAGAUUUUUUUCCUGCAUGUUUAUGACGAUGAACAAAUUUUUCAAUUAUCCGAAUGUACAUAUUAAUGACGUUUUAUUUAAGAUAAAAAUAGGGAUAAAUGGUUGCAACAAAAAGUUUUUUAAAAUUUGUUAAUUUAAUUGAUGAUAUAAGACUUACAAUUUUUCACGAUUUCUAGUGUAAAUGCAGAAGUCUAAUGUUCUCUCGGCAAGUUCAGUUAUUAGAUAAACUUAUUACCAACGAGAAACAGACUUCCACUUGUUUUUUAGUGAUAAAGUGAAUUUAUACGUUGUCCUAGUAUACAUACUUUGUGUACAUAUAUACGCGCGCCCAGACUAAAUGUCGCACUGAUAUGCUAUGUGUGUAUGUGCAUCAAUUCGUUUCAUAACUGCGGAGUUUUCACACAGAAUGAUACUAUUUUAUUGUUCAUCUCACUGGCGAAGCAUUAUCGUUCGCAAACACUAUGUAUAUUAUCAACGUUAAAAAUAGUCAAACUCUCAAGCAGAGUAAUUUAUAGCGUUCGGAAACAAAUAAAAUUUAGAAUAAUCUCCAUCACCUGCAACUUCUAUGAAAAUAGUAUCGAAUCACUUAUUCGAUACAAUUCUAAUGUUUUAAACUCUUAAUGCUCUUAGUAUUUUAAUAAUUUUGCAUAUGACGAACAAAUCAAUACAUUAAAUUUUGUUUAUUUUAUGUAAAAAAUUAUGAGCAAAAUAAUUAUACAUUUUGAAAAAGUAUCUCGAUAACAAUCACUGAAAACUAUUUUUAAUGUCCUGGAGUAUGUACAGGAACAUCAUGGUAUCGUCACGUGCUGAACCGAAUCACUAUUGGAUCAUCUAUUAAUUAUUUUUGGAAAAUAUUGAUUUUUAACUAUCAAAAACUCCAUUAGCAUACACGUAGAGUUAGUUUAAUCAUAAGCUACGGCGGUAUAUAAUAUUUUUUAUUUGAUGUUACAAUUGAAAUGUACAGCAUAAAAUUCGUAUCGUUAUCAUAUGUAAAGAAACUUUCGUAUAAGAAAAUUUAUUUUAAGAUAAUUGCAUUUACGUUCAAUGCUAAAUUGUAACAUUUCAAUGCAUAAUACGUAGUUCAAAUUUUGUUUAUGUCAAGUAAUUUUAUACUUUUCUACGUUCAUCAUAUAAUAUAAAUAAUUCAAUACUAGAAAUGUGCGUUAUAAAAUGCCAUUAUAUAUUGGAAAAUUCACAAUUUUCCAUCUAUUUUAACGUAUCGAUUUAUGUUCAUAAGCGUUUUAUCUUACUCAAAAUUACAACAAAAUUGCUUCUACAAAUUUAUCUUAAUAAACAAAUGUUUACUUAGAUUUUUUAGUUUCUUCAUACUACAGCAAUACAUGCAUUGUACAUUAUACAUAAUUUUUAAUUUAAAUGAUAUGAAUUGCUGAAGAUAUGGUAUAUGUGUUAUGCAGUUCAAACACCAAUUAGACUCAAAUUGUGAAUAUUGUCUAUACUUUUGAAAUGAAACCAAACCAAUAGUAUUAGUGAUUUAAAUUAAACUAGAAAAAACGUUCACGCUUCAUGUUUUAUUAGUGAUAAAUUAAUGGCAGCUUAUUAACGAUACCAAGUAUAUGUAUUCCCAGUCCUAACUUUUCAAACCGUAUGCUACAUUUUCUCAUCCCUAAACAAACGAGUAUACGAAUAAUUAUAACAAAGUAUUGGAAAACAAUUUUAAUUUUGAAAAAUAUAUCUAAUUGUGUACAGAGAAGUUCAACUAUCAGAACGUGAGUGCAGGAUAUUUUUUUGGUUUGAGAACUUAUUGAAAAUUAUAUUAUAUUGAAAGCAGCUACAAACAUCACAUGUAAAUCAAUAAAUCAUGCAUUUUAAUGAAUUGUUGAGUCUAAUUAGAAAAGUUAAUGCAAAAUCUGUAAAAGCAGUCAUUUUCCAUAUCUUAUGGCUGACAUGUUUGAUCAGUGCUUCAUUACAUGUGAAUUGAAAAAAAACAAACUAGUUUUAAAAAUUGUUCAAUGAGUUAUACAUAUAUUUUUUAAUAAGUGAAAUAUAACAAAUAUUAUUACACUAUACUGCUGUUUUCAAUUAUUGGCUGAA
Molecule: messenger RNA, 4484 nt
Organism: Phymastichus coffea
Lineage: Eukaryota; Metazoa; Arthropoda; Insecta; Hymenoptera; Eulophidae
Gene: CoRest
Product: REST corepressor 2
Exons: 10
Coding region: 647-2062 (471 amino acids)
Biological process (GO): negative regulation of DNA-templated transcription; regulation of transcription by RNA polymerase II
Cellular component (GO): histone deacetylase complex; transcription regulator complex
Molecular function (GO): transcription corepressor activity
Source: RefSeq, a predicted model, not a curated record